Periconia digitata is the source of this 1080-nucleotide messenger RNA. The record is from the annotation of a GenBank genome assembly. Lineage: Eukaryota; Fungi; Ascomycota; Dothideomycetes; Pleosporales; Periconiaceae.
GCCGUAUCUACAUGUACCUUUGGUCGCCAUCGUCUUCACCACUGUCGCCUUGCUAUUGCGCCCUCGCGCGUUGCUUCGCCCAAUCGUUUCUUCUUCUGCAUCAUCGCCAUCAUAAUAUUCUUCUUCCUCUUCAACAUACUCUUCCCCAUUGUUCCCUGUGCAUGUGCAGCAAGUAAUCGAUUCGCGUGAGCCGGCCAUCAACCCGUCUAGCCACAACCCGCACACGCCUACUUACUCAAGCUACCCAUACUACUACUCUGGACUACUGCUGGGUCGGACUGCUCCAUCUGAUCGUCGUGCGUUUAUUCGCCCACCCAGGUCAUUUCCUGGGCCGCCCAUCACUGUGAAACUUGUGGUAGUCCGGUCUCGCUCAACAUGUCCAACCUUCACGGCUUCACCACCCACUUCCCUGCCGGCUAUCCUGCUGUCCACCCCAGGCCGGGCUCUUUUGCACUUGGUAGCUCUGCAGGCAGCCCAAGCGCUGGAACACCCCAAUUUGAUAUUUUCGAAUGGCACCCCGCGUACCAGAGCUGCCAGCGCUAUUUUCUCGACCACGCCCAGCAUGACAAUGGCGUGCAGGCUGUCGCCGCCUUGAUCAACAUCUGCCUACCUUUUCAAUGGCCCUCCAACCCCAUCCUCAAUUCAUCUGGUCCGCUGCCAAACUCUUCAGGGCAGCCACCCUACAACAACAUGCCCUGGCCCCGGCCCCCCAACAAUUCUCGGGGACAACCCGCCCCUGCAUGGGUUUCUCUAGUGCCCUUUAUCCGACGGCUCAUCAUCACAGGCAUGGAUAAGGAAGGCAUCAUGCACGGCUUCUUUGGUGAUGAGUGGCGGAAGGGAGUGGGCCCUGUGCACGAGUGCGAGCGACGCAACUACCUCUUCGCCGCCAAGAGUGGGUGGGCAAGUGUCAAGACUCAAUACGACAUGUCUCCCCAGGAAUCCGUUCCCUUCUUGAAACCUCUUCAAGAUGUUCAAGAGGCUGAAAUCGACAGCGCUGAGAAGAUGUGGAGCCAGUGGCUGUACAUGCGCGAUUGGGAAAUAGGCCCAAGGGCGCCCGAAUCGGAUGGCGGGGGGUCUUGA